Gadus macrocephalus (Pacific cod) is the source of this 3644-nucleotide messenger RNA. It is a transcript of the gene kitb, whose product is annotated as KIT proto-oncogene, receptor tyrosine kinase b. NCBI's taxonomy places the organism in Eukaryota, Metazoa, Chordata, Actinopteri, Gadiformes, Gadidae. The record is from RefSeq and is a predicted model, not a curated record. Gene Ontology annotation, biological process: protein phosphorylation; multicellular organism development; positive regulation of receptor signaling pathway via JAK-STAT. The transcript is spliced from 21 exons. Gene Ontology annotation, cellular component: signaling receptor complex. Gene Ontology annotation, molecular function: cytokine binding; transmembrane receptor protein tyrosine kinase activity; ATP binding. The coding region runs from base 106 to 2874 and encodes 922 amino acids.
GAGCAGUUUGGUUUGGAGGGACCGGACAGGCGGUACGGUUUAACCCAGCAUGGUGAACGUGCACUUCUCAUAAAACCUUCGCUAUAGAAUAACCGCUGCGUGACCAUGAAAUACUGCUGGAUUAUAUUCGCCACACCUUUAAUAUGCCUCCUGAUACCAGUCCGCCCCAGGCCCCACAUAUCCCCGGCGGGCCCCCACGUGGUGGUGCCCAAGAGGGGGAGGCUGGAGCUGCGUUGCCAUGACGACGAGGACGCGUCCGGCGGGCCGUGGUCGGGCGUGCGUUGGCAGCGGGACCGGGCGCGCCGGCUGGAGGGCGAGGCGGAGGAGGGCGGGGCGGUGUACGUCAGGGUGGCGGCGGCGCAGCCCUACCACAUGGGCCGCUACGUGUGUGUCAACAACAGCACCCGGGAGCACAGCUCCAUCUACGUCUACGUGAGAGACCCCCAGAGCGCCUUCCAGCGGACCAUGGUCAACAACAUCCUGGUCCGCUCCGGGGAGAACGGCACCAUCCCCUGCCUGGUCACCGACCCAGCCGUGAGCCUGCUCGCCCUGGACACCUGCGACGGGCAGCCCCUGCCCCCCGGCAUGCGUUACCAUGGCGACAGGCAGCACGGCGUGGUCAUCGGCAAGGUGCGCGAGGAAUACGAGGGCUGCUACGUGUGCGUGGGCCGCCUGGACGGGGCCGCCGUGAAGUCCGAACGCUACACACUGGACGUGAGACUCGUGCCGGCGCUGCCCCCGGCCCUGCUGCUGUCCCACCGGGACAAUGUGAUCCUGAGGCUGGGGGAGACCUUCGACCUCAGCUGCAGCUCCUCCAACGUCAACGCCGACUUCAGCCUCAAGUGGGACUUCCCCCCCGCCGCGAAACCCGUAGAGGCACACACCUCACACAUCCUAUCCGGUUCCCGUGGUUACAAGCGUUCCACCUCACUCUGGAUCGCAGCUGUCAACCAAUCGGACUCUGGCACCUUCCGCUGCCACGCCUACAACGAGAAAGGCUCUGCCUCCACAGCUGUGAGGCUUGACGUCCGCGACAGAGGUUUCAUUAUGAUGGCAGGCAGCCCAAGGCCCAGUGUGGUGCAUGUUAAAGAGGGGGAGAGCCUAAGCCUCAGGGUAGAGUUGGAGUGCUACCCAGUGCCCAACUCCCUGUCCUGGGCAUACAAUCAUAAGCUGCUGCGCAACACCACAGAGCAUGUCAUCACUCUCCACUGCAACAGAUACAGAUGCCUCACUGAACUGAAACUGGUUAGAGUCCACGGAACAGAAGGAGGGAUCUACACCUUCUUAGCCAAUCACGAAGAUGCAUCUAUCAAUCAAUCCUUCACAGUCAAAGUGAACAGCAAACCGGUCAUCAUCUCCCAGGUGGGGCCCAUUGACGGACAGGUGCGUUGCGUUGCCGCGGGAUACCCGCCCCCCAAGAUCAGCUGGUACAUCUGUGAGCUCCCUCACACGCGCUGCUCACACCUGCCCAACGCCAGCCAAUGGGAGGCUCACGAGGUUGCCAUGGUGACGCACUCUGCUUUCGGGAAGAGUGAAGUGGAGAGCCGACUGAACGUGACCAGGGAGUUUGCCCAGUACCACACCCUUGAGUGUGUGGCCAGCUCGGACCAGGAGGAGGCCUUCACACUGUUCUCCAUCAGCGAACGGACGGUUCCCCACGAGCUCUUCAGACCCCUGCUGACCGGCAUGCUGGCCACUGGCGUGGUACUAAGCCUGAUUCUGGUGGUCCUGAUCUACAAGUACUUACAGAAACCAAAGUUCCAAAUCCAGUGGAAGGUGAUAGACAGUAUCCAUGGAAACAACUACAUUUACAUUGAUCCAACCCAGCUCCCGUACGACCCCAAGUGGGAGUUUCCUCGCCAGAAACUACGCUUUGGUAACACACUUGGAUCAGGGGCCUUUGGAAAGGUUGUAAUAGCCACAGCCUACGGACUCUGCUCUGCAGAUACUGUCAUGACUGUUGCUGUCAAAAUGCUCAAACCCAACGCCCACUCUACGGAGAAGGAGGCGCUGAUGUCCGAGCUAAAGGUCCUCAGUUACCUUGGAAACCACGUCAACAUCGUGAACCUGCUCGGAGCGUGCACUGUUGGAGGCCCCACUCUGGUGAUCACAGAGUACUGUUGCUAUGGGGACCUCCUCAACUUCCUGCGCAGGAAGAAAGAGUUGUUCCUCAACACCCAGACCGGGGGCAACUACUACCGCAAUGUGCACAAACAGAGAGAGCCGGCAAGCAGAGAGGUCAUCGGCAGUGACUACAUGCCAAUGCGUCCGUCUGAGAAAGAGAGGCCUUCUGAAUCAGAUGAUAUCGAUGAGCUGUCCAUCGACGCCCAGGAUCUCCUCAGCUUCUCCUACCAGGUGGCCAAAGGAAUGGAGUACAUUACCUCCAAAAAUUGUAUCCACCGAGACCUGGCCGCCCGCAACAUUCUGCUGACCCGCGGCAGAGUGGCCAAGAUCUGUGACUUCGGCCUGGCCCGGGACAUCACCACCGACUCCAACUAUGUGCUCAGAGGCAACGCCCGACUGCCGGUCAAGUGGAUGUCCCCAGAGAGCAUCUUUGACUACGUCUACACCUACGAGAGCGACGUGUGGUCCUACGGCAUCCUGCUCUGGGAGAUCUUCUCACUGGGCAACAGUCCCUACCCUGGGAUGCAGGUGGGCUCGGCGUUCUACAGAAUGAUCCAGGAGGGCCACAGGAUGAACAUGCCCGAGUUUGCACCCACCGAAAUGUACGACAUGAUGCUGUCCUGCUGGAACGACGACCCCCUGAAGAGACCCUCCUUCCAGAAGCUGGUGGAGAGCACUGAGAUGCUGCUCUCCGAAAACACCAAAAAUCCUCUGUUGCUGUGUCCCCCUGCAGAUCUACCUGCGGCUUAGCAACGCUGCUCUCUCCCACGGGCCCCAGAGGACCCCGUCGCGGCGGCUGAGCUCCGUGUGCAGCACCACUGCCUCCACCCAGCCCCUGCUGCUCAGCGCCACAGAGGUCUUCAUGGACUAGCACGCGCGCCAGAACACGCUGUUCAACGGACAACCCUCAAACUAACAGAAUCCAACGGACACUUACCUCUAACAACCAGUUUCCCGUCUGUCACCCUUGAUCGACCUGCAUCAAGCUUCUUCUCUCUCUCUCUCUCUCUCUCUCUCUCUCUCUCUCUCUCUCUCUCUCGCUCCCUCUUUCUCCACAUCUAUCUCACUCUUUCCUUUUCUCGUACCUCAUACAUUUCCACCUCACAAGGCUGCAGUCUCUCAGCGCUCCGGCCCCUGUCUCUCUCCUCUUGAAGUUAUUGAUUCCUGCCGCGUUUAUUUCAGGUAUGCGUCUCUCAUAAGGCUGACUCCUGCACCGACUCCAUUACCGUCUGUCACAGGGUCCAGCUGCAUCAAUCAACUAGGAGCCCGCUCCAUUUUUAGCUUUGUCUUGUGCCUAGCGCUAAGAAGUUAGGAUGCUUGGGUAGUAGCACUCCUCCGACCUGACCUUGGAGAGAGAAAUGACCUCAGACCCUGAAGGAAUGGAGUGACACAAAGUCAGGAGUGGUGUUUUUUGUAUGUAUUUUUGCAUCCCUCUGCGUAAACAAGUGGUUUAUUUUCUCUUGUUGUCGGUAUUCCUUCGAGUACUUCUCUAUCGGCCUUAUAAAACCAAAUGUUCAGCA